AUGCAGGAGGUGCCGGUGCAGCGGCAGCACGUCGGCGGCUCCGUGUGUCUCCUCAGGCUGCUGGGCGGUGAUGGGCACCGCACAGUGAGGGGAUUCCUUGGGGGGUCCCUUUUGAUGAACUGCAAGUACUGGCACGGUGAUGAGAUGAAGCCCACUUUCUGGUGCAAACUGGGAACAGAUUCUGACUGUGCUGCUGACAUCGUCAUCACUUCGAAGAAUCAGUCCAUGGUGUGGAGGGAGCGAUUCUCCAUCAGGGACAAUCAUGCAGGGAAGUUGUUCAUGGUGACCACGGAGGGCCUGGCUGAGGGGGACAUGGGCACCUACCUCUGCAAGGUGCAAAGGAGCACAACCCAGCGUGAGGAGAGUUAUGGCGUGAAGGUGAUGGUGUCCACGAAUACCAGCGCGGCGAUGAGAUGA
Charadrius vociferus (killdeer) is the source of this 417-nucleotide messenger RNA. RefSeq names its product CMRF35-like molecule 1. Gene Ontology annotation, molecular function: transmembrane signaling receptor activity. The transcript has 2 exons. The coding region runs from base 1 to 417 and encodes 138 amino acids. The record is from RefSeq and is a predicted model, not a curated record. Gene Ontology annotation, cellular component: plasma membrane. NCBI's taxonomy places the organism in Eukaryota, Metazoa, Chordata, Aves, Charadriiformes, Charadriidae.